Messenger RNA from Dufourea novaeangliae, 720 nucleotides. RefSeq names its product GPI mannosyltransferase 3-like. The record is from RefSeq and is a predicted model, not a curated record. Gene Ontology annotation, cellular component: endoplasmic reticulum membrane. The transcript has 3 exons. NCBI's taxonomy places the organism in Eukaryota, Metazoa, Arthropoda, Insecta, Hymenoptera, Halictidae. Gene Ontology annotation, biological process: GPI anchor biosynthetic process. Gene Ontology annotation, molecular function: alpha-1,2-mannosyltransferase activity. Bases 1 to 720 code for a protein of 239 amino acids.
AUGUAUUUGCCUAGAAAGUAUAAAAUACUAUUGUUGCUGCUGGUAUGGAGAUUAAGCUCUGUAUUUCUUGUUCAAACUACACAUGUACCAGAUAAAUAUUGGCAAUCAUUGGAAGUGGCUCAUCAUUUAGCAUUUGGAUAUGGAUACUUAACGUGGGAAUGGACUGCAAACAUUCGCAAUUACAUCUAUCCAUUCCUGAUAUCUAUCAUUUACAGAAUAUUGGCACUAAUAUCAUUAGAUUAUGUAACAGUUUUGACAACAGUGCCUAGAAUAUUCCAAGCAUUAAUCACUGCUUAUGGAGAAUUCAAAUUUUAUCAAUGGACAAAAAAUAAGUGGACACUAUAUAGCUUAUGUAUAAAUUGGUACUGGUACAUAUUGAUUUGUGAGCCUAAUUUUCAUAAUUCUACAAAUUACGUGGACGAAGCAGAUGCAUUUCUUGCAGAUCCAAUGCAAUGGCUGAGUCACAAUUACAAUGAAAAUGAUGCUGCAACAAUACCUACUCACGUAAUAACAUUUGACAAUGUCUCACCAAAAAUAGUGCAAUUUUUAGAACAUUAUCAACUCAUUUCUGAGAUAUUUUAUACGCACUUUCCUCAAUCAAAUUAUGGAAGAUGUCGACCAGGAGUUUUAAAACGAUCACCGUUUCACGACGGUAGGAUCAUGGUUUUCGGCUUAGAAGAUCCUACGUUGGCCCCCGAGGGUCUACAGGGGAUCCCCUAA